CACGCAUGCAAUCCCUGUUUGGGAACGCUGUCAAGGUUAUUUUUAGACCGGGAUUGCUGACUUGAGAGUGUAAACUUCAAGGAUUACCACUUCAGGGUGCGAUCUCGCCACCGUCUACCAGUUCAAGGUUUUUUUUGGACUUUUUCCCAAAAUAAAUAAGGGAAUAGCAGCACACCCAAUUGAAAAACAGAAGAGGAAAGGAGCUGUCUUUUUUCAUUGCGAUGGCCGGCGGUUGGUCCUCCCUCCCGGCCGAUCUUCUCUAUCAGAUCUCGGCUCGCCUGAUCUCCGAUGCCGACCAGCUCCACGCCCACCUGGCAUGCGCCCACUGGCGAGCCACUAUUCCUCGUCCGGCCGCCUACCGCCCGUGGGUCGUCGCCGCCCGACAGGCCCCGGACGGACUGAGCCCAGUCGGCGAGCACUCCUUCCUGCUCCCUCGCGGCGUCCCGGGCGUCGACUUCCAGGCGAUCCCACCCGGCCUCCCGUACUGCUGCGGCGCGCCUCGCGGCUGGCUCGCCCUCGCGGACGACGCCCGGUCCCCGACGCGGCUCGUGCUGUGGGAGCCCCACUCCGGCACCGAGAUCCCGCUCCCGUGCCCGUGCCCAGUCAUCCAGGUCUUCCUCUCCGGCGACCCGCUCGAGUCGUCGGACUGGACGGCCGUCGCGACCCGGCUCAGACGGCCCAGGGCGCAUAUUAUCUUCUUCUGGCGGCCCGGGGACGCCUCCUGGAGCGGCCCGGCCACUGUCCCUUGCGCGAAGCUCUACAGCGUCGAAUUCCAUGCGGGGAACAUAUACUGCAUAGACGGCAUGUUUAACCUGUCCAUCUACGAUCUUCAACUCGGCACAAGGUCUCCUCCCAUUGCUCGGUCAUGUACCCUUGUCAGUGGUCAGAGUCGUGGGCUAUCCGCAAGUCUCUCAGGGACUGCGUGCGUGCGGUGCACGUCGUGGCCUGCCGCGGCGAGCUCCUGCUAGUUCUGCUGUUCCACGGCCGCCACCCGUCGCUCAUGGAAAUCUACAGGCCGCCGUGGACGCUCGGAUGCGCCUUCCAGAUCGGUGAGAGGGUGACUGACCUCGGGGGCUACACGCUCUUCCUCGGCCGCGGCGAUGCUUUUGCACUGUCUGCCAAGGAGUACCCUGCGAUCAGGGGGAACUGCGUUUACUACCUGGUGCACAACCUCCCCAAGUACAGGAAGGAUUGGGCAAUGGUGUAUGAUCUGGGGACGGGUGAUGUGGACGAUGUACCUUACCCCGAGGUGCACAAGCAGGAGAAUAGUUGCUGGCCAUACUCUUGGUUUUGUCCUCGAAGGCCUUUCCUGAAGACGCAGGUUGCUUAAGCAAUAAGCAUGGACUUUGAAAAUUAAUCUUUUCCUUGUGAAUUCCCUGUUGUAACUGUUUUAACCUAAGAACUUCGCGCCUCUUACAUUGUACUCCCUCCGUUCCUAAGUUUAAAACCUUUUAGAGAUUGCACUAUGAACUA
Hordeum vulgare subsp. vulgare (domesticated barley) is the source of this 1473-nucleotide messenger RNA. RefSeq lists its product as uncharacterized. The record is from RefSeq and is a predicted model, not a curated record. Bases 222 to 968 code for a protein of 248 amino acids. Lineage: Eukaryota; Viridiplantae; Streptophyta; Magnoliopsida; Poales; Poaceae. The transcript has a single exon.